GUGUAUUUCUUUGUAAAAGAAAAUUCUUAUUCGAUUAUUUUAAAACCUACAGCCUUUAUAUUCUUUUUGAACAUAACCUCAAAGAAAUAAUAAGAAAUGAUUUUCGAGUCGACCGACGAAUCAAGAGACUUUCUUACACGAUAUAAAAUAGAUUAUCCUCCGAGAGAUGCGAAGAAAUUGGCCAAGUAUGAACCGAAACCGUUUUAUCCAACAUCCUUGAAUAUAUUAAAUGGACCGUAUAAACGUCAUUUGAAUACAACUCUCGUAAACGAUACUCUACCUUUGGAGGAACGAACGGAAGAUCCUCGAAAUUAUAUAAAUAAAGUACAUGAAAAAUAUCCACAUUUGAAAAAAUUUAUUCUUGAAUCUUCCUUAAACGAAGAACUCUUCGAACUAGAAAAUAAAAAGCUGAAGCGAACUAUUUAUCAAACGGAUUAUUAUAAACAUCUUGGCUAGUAUAAUAAACAAAAAAAUAAUGGAAUU
Vespula vulgaris is the source of this 483-nucleotide messenger RNA. RefSeq lists its product as uncharacterized. Bases 97 to 456 code for a protein of 119 amino acids. The record is from RefSeq and is a predicted model, not a curated record. NCBI's taxonomy places the organism in Eukaryota, Metazoa, Arthropoda, Insecta, Hymenoptera, Vespidae. The transcript has 2 exons.